AAACUAGAAUUUAGGAUCCGAAAGGGACCCACAUAAACCGCCUCUUUUCGCAUUCCUUGUGGAAAUUGCUGCGCAAAAGGAUUCUUUCUUUCCCUUGAAAAUCAUCUUUCUAUAAACCAAAAGCAAACAUAUUCAAUCAUUCAUUCAUCUCAAGGUUUUCAGUUUUCUUCAACUAAAGCUAUAAUAUUUGCAUGUAACCCACACUUUCUUUGCUCAAAUUCAUCAUCAACAUAAACCCACCUCAUACCCUCAACUAAACCCACGUUAAUUUCCUCAAAAUAUUCGUGCGUUUAUUCUCAAAAACAGUUUCCAGGUUUUGGUACCUUCAGGUUUUAUAAAGGGAUGCUAAGCUGUUCUUGCAGCUUAAUUUGUUUUUGUUAGAAUGGAUUUCGAAGGAAGUAAACGAAAGGGAAACUCGAAUCGAAGGAAAUCGAACGAGUUUGCAAGGCUUCUUGCAACUAUUUCAGUUGGUAUUCUUUUCGGCUUCUUCAUCGGGUCAUCGUUUCCAGCUUUCUCACCAUCAAAGAUCAAACUCAUUCCUCCGAUCGAUACAUACCUCUGGGACAAAAAUUCAGGCCACUCGACACAAACGAUAUUAAAUGUGAUUUCCGUCACAAAGGAUAACGUCUCAAAGGAAGCCCAAGGUGAUCCAUCAAAGAUUUGGGUUUCAUCUAAUCCACGUGGCGCAGAAAGACUACCGCCCGCUAUUCUUGCCGCCGAGUCAGAUUUAUAUCCUCGCAGAUUGUUCGGUAAACCUAGUGAGGACAUAACGAUCAAACCAAAGUAUCUCAUCACUUUCACCGUCGGUCAAAAUCAGAAACCUAACAUUGAUAAGGCAGUCAAAAAAUUUUCUGAGAAUUUCACAGUCCUUCUAUUUCAUUAUGAUGGUAAAACAACAGAAUGGGAUGAAUUUGAAUGGUCAAAGCGCGCCAUUCAUAUAAGCGUGCCAAAACAAACUAAAUGGUGGUAUGCCAAAAGAUUCCUUCAUCCUGACAUUGUCGCGCCGUAUGACUAUAUAUUUAUUUGGGACGAAGAUCUUGGGGUUGACCAUUUUAAUGCUGAAGAAUAUAUUAAACUUGUGAGGAAGCAUGGAUUAGAAAUAUCUCAGCCGGGAUUGGAUCAUAGUAGUAGAGGUUUAACAUGGCAAAUGACGAGGAGACGUGGAGAUCGUGAAGUUCAUAAAGAAACAGAGGAGAGGCCCGGUUGGUGCAGUGACCCGCAUUUGCCUCCAUGUGCUGCGUUUGUAGAGAUUAUGGCUCCUGUUUUUUCUCGAGAGGUUUGGCGCUGCGUGUGGCAUUUAAUCCAGAAUGAUUUGGUUCAUGGAUGGGGUCUUGAUUUUGCGCUCCAGAAAUGCGUCGAGCCUGCACAUGAAAAGAUUGGAGUUGUCGAUGCACAAUGGAUAGUUCAUCAAGGCCUACCUUCACUUGGGAAUCAGGGUCAAGGAGAAAACGGUAAACAACCAUGGCAAGGGGUGAGGCAAAGAUGUCAAAGCGAGUGGAAAAUGUUUCGCGAGCGUGUAUCAAAUGCAGAUAAAGAAUAUUACAAGUCAAUCGGGGUUGACCCGUUGAAUAUUACAACACAUUAGCCAGAAACUUGACAAAAUCUAUUGCCAUUAUACAUCAUUGUGAUUAUUCAGAUGUAAACAGUUAUAGAGCUAGGUGUUUAUAGUUUCAUACCUUUUGAUUUAAGAGGCGAAUAAUAAUAUGACAUACAUUUUGUCUUACCGUAAAUGAGUUGGAACAUUUGUGUCA
Molecule: messenger RNA, 1751 nt
Organism: Helianthus annuus (common sunflower)
Lineage: Eukaryota; Viridiplantae; Streptophyta; Magnoliopsida; Asterales; Asteraceae
Exons: 14
Coding region: 383-1585 (400 amino acids)
Source: RefSeq, a predicted model, not a curated record